Ostreococcus tauri is the source of this 1521-nucleotide messenger RNA. Its product is annotated as Aldehyde dehydrogenase, C-terminal. Lineage: Eukaryota; Viridiplantae; Chlorophyta; Mamiellophyceae; Mamiellales; Bathycoccaceae. The transcript has a single exon. The record is from RefSeq and is a predicted model, not a curated record. Bases 1 to 1521 code for a protein of 506 amino acids. Gene Ontology annotation, molecular function: oxidoreductase activity, acting on the aldehyde or oxo group of donors, NAD or NADP as acceptor.
AUGGACGUUCGCGGUGGUGCGCUCGGACGCGCGGGCGCGCUCAUCGAUAACGCGUGGACGACGACGCGGCGGUCGUUACCGGUGGUGAAUCCGCACGACGGCGCCGUCGUCGGUGCGAUCGCGCGAGGGAGCGUCGCGGACGUGGACGAUGCGGUGCGAAGCGCGAGGAAAGGGUUCGUGACGUGGUCGACGCGGAACGGACGAGAACGGGCGAAAACGCUGCGCGCGGUCGCGGAUGGGUUGCGACGACGGCGGGAGACGUUGGCGAGACUGGAGACGACGGAUUGCGGGAAACCGUUGGAUGAGAGCGCGUGGGACGUGGAUGACGCGAUUGGAUGCUUUGAAUACUAUGCCGAUCGGUGCGAACGGGUUUUUGGGGAACGGGCGUACGCGGAGGAGGUGGUGGAGCUGCCGGACGAGGACUUUGCGGGACGCGUGAGACGCGAGCCGCUCGGGGUGAUCGGGUUGAUCACGCCGUGGAAUUAUCCGCUGUUGAUGGCGACGUGGAAAGUGGCGCCUGCGCUCGCGAGUGGGUGCGCUGUGGUGUUGAAGCCGAGCGAGGAGGCGAGUCUGACGUGCCAGGUGUUGGGAGACGUGUGCGUCGAGGCGGGUCUGCCCCCAGGGGCGCUGUGCGUCGUCACCGGUCGCGGAGACGAGGCUGGAGCGGCGCUGUGCGCGCAUCGAGGCGUUGAUAAGAUUUCAUUCACCGGUUCUUUUCGCACGGGACAAACGAUAAUGCGGGCGUGCGCGCAGGACGUCAAGCCCGUGUCGCUCGAACUCGGAGGAAAAUCCGCCUUGGUCAUCUUCGACGACUGCGAUUUGGAGAAGGCGGUCGAGUGGGCCAUGUUCGGAUGUUUCUGGACGAACGGGCAGAUUUGUAGCGCCACGUCACGUGUGCUCGUACACGAAAACAUUCGUGAGAGGUUUUUGGCUCGAUUGAAGGAGGCGUCGGAGGCUAUUCCCGUCGGCGAUCCGCUCGCGGAGGGAUGUCGACUCGGUCCGCUCGCGUCCGCUGCGCAGUAUAAAAAGGUGACGAGCAUGGUGAACAGGAUUAAACGCACGAAAAUACAUCUGCUCACCGGUGGAAACAGACCGCGCGCGCGCGGAUGCGAGAAGGGCUUCUACAUUGAGCCGACGGUUUUCGUCGAUCCACCCCUCGACUCAGAGGCGUGGCGUGAAGAGAUUUUCGGUCCCGUGAUGUGCGUGCGCUCCUUCAGGACGGAAGAAGAGGUCAUCGCGAUCACGAAUGAUUCCGAGUACGCCCUCGCCGCGGCGGUGAUCACGGACGACGUCGCUAGGAGAGAACGCAUGGCGUCCGCGUUCGACGUCGGCAUUGUCUGGAUUCAGUGUUCGCAACCUGCGUUCACGCAACUCCCCUGGGGCGGUCGACGCAGGAGUGGUUUCGGGAGGGAUCUCGGCGUGAACGGCAUGGAUAAGUACAUGCAUCAAAAGCAGAUCGUCGAGUACACGUCCGGCGCACAAUUCGAAUGGUAUCCGAUGUUCAAGAAGAGUAAACUUUGA